CACAACCUCAUAACGGAGUGCCCAACAAGAUGGGGUUCUAAAGAAAUGAUGAUUGCCAGAGUGCUUGAACAGGCCAAAGCCAUUUCUCAGGUAUUGUCUGGAGAUCGAUAUGCACGCUCCCUUAUCCCAACCUGGCAGGAUAUUGACGUGUUGGAGUCGAUUCACAAGGCACUGCAUCCUCUACUGGAGUUUACUGAUGCUCUUUCUGGAGAGGAGUAUGUAAGCAUCUCCUACCUCAAGCCAGUUCUCCACCUUUUUGCCACAUCAGUCCUGGCUGAAGAUGCUGAGGACACUGACCUGACUAAAUCAAUAAAAACCAAAGUCCUAGCAUACCUCAAUAACAAAUAUGGAGACCCAAACAUCCAGGAGCUUUUGGAUGUUGCCUGUUUCCUGGACCCUAGGUUCAAAAUACAGUACAUCAGUACAGACAACAUCCCUGCUAUCAAGACUCGUCUGAAGACAGAGAUAGUAGACUUGGCACAACGUACAUAUCAUUGGGAGAAGAGGUCUCGUACUGAAACUGUUCAGAUGCCUCAAAGUGCACAGUCCUUGGGGGAAAAGACGAAGAGGUCUCUUGGCAGUUUUUUCAAGACCAGUUCAGCCUCUCCUUCUUUGCCUGUAAAUCUUGAAGAUGUCGCAGAGGCAGAGAUAAACAAUUACCUGAUGACUCCUACCAUUGAUGGAGAAGAUGAUCCAUUGGCUUGGUGGAGGGUGCACAAGAUCAGCUACCCACAGUUGUGCACCAUGGCACGCAAGUAUCUUUGUGUACCUGCUACAAGCGCUCCCUCAGAGCGUCUUUUUAGCACAGGAGGGAAUAUUGUGACUUGCACUCGCUCAUCCUUGAAGCCAGAAAAAGUCAAUAUUCUGGUUUUCUUAGCAAAAAACCUGUGAGCCACUGAGAACAGAACUGUUGGAUAAGUAUGGCUGGCAGUGCCAUACUCGUAGUGAACUUUAGUCUGUGUGGUGUGUUAUUGUUGUGUACUUGAGAUAAGUGAGGCUCAUCUAUUUUAUAUUAUAAUAUUCAAAUC
Messenger RNA from Coregonus clupeaformis (lake whitefish), 1028 nucleotides. RefSeq names its product E3 SUMO-protein ligase ZBED1-like. Lineage: Eukaryota; Metazoa; Chordata; Actinopteri; Salmoniformes; Salmonidae. The record is from RefSeq and is a predicted model, not a curated record. The transcript has 2 exons. Gene Ontology annotation, molecular function: protein dimerization activity. Bases 46 to 891 code for a protein of 281 amino acids.